Gongylonema pulchrum is the source of this 360-nucleotide messenger RNA. Lineage: Eukaryota; Metazoa; Nematoda; Chromadorea; Rhabditida; Gongylonematidae. The record is from the annotation of a GenBank genome assembly.
UCCAAGCGGCAAGAAAUCGGUGGAUUCAGUGAACUGAUAAGUUUGAAUGUGCUGACAUCACAUCACUGGGAGCCCAAUACACUCAUCGCACCGACAGUGAAAGCCAAUUUAAUUGAAAUUUGUCCCAGCACAGAAGACGUCGUUAUAAAUGUCCAUUUCACUAUCAUAGAGAACCACAUUCUGAUAGGCAGAAAAGAAACAGAACCAAGGGAUGAAGAUAAAAUGCUGCUAGAACAGGUUCAGAGCAUCGCCUCUGUGAAUACAACUGAAAAUGUGCAAAAGGCAGGGCGCAGUGAGUUGGAUGAGGUGAACGAAUUACUAGAAGGCAUUGAGGAGGAGUUCGGCUGUGCCGGUGAUUAG